Anguilla anguilla (European eel) is the source of this 6459-nucleotide messenger RNA. RefSeq names its product ST6 beta-galactosamide alpha-2,6-sialyltranferase 1 (gene st6gal1). The transcript has 8 exons. Gene Ontology annotation, molecular function: sialyltransferase activity. The record is from RefSeq and is a predicted model, not a curated record. Lineage: Eukaryota; Metazoa; Chordata; Actinopteri; Anguilliformes; Anguillidae. Bases 473 to 1981 code for a protein of 502 amino acids.
UCCCCUCCUCCCUCCCCCCUCUCUGUCUUGCUCUCUACUCCGCACUGAAUUGUAUUUCGCUGUUUCUGCUUGCCCGUGCAGCUGGUGCGAACGCAGUGACUGUGGCGCAGAUGCGUAUAGUGUUACAGCCUUUGCCGCAGCGCCCGGGGCUCGGUCGCCAGUACCCGCCCGCAUCGCUCGUCUACAGAUGUUGUAGAUGCGGCCUGGGAACUCUGCCUCUGGCGCUCUCCUUCUUAGCGUGUCGAAGGAGCAGCGGAGCAAAGACAAGCGAAGCUAAAGAAGGCAGCAGCCGCUUUAAAGGCGGCGCCACAAGCCCGACCACAACGGCGCUGCAGCUUAGGCGGGCUCGGCAAGCAACCUCGGUCUCAUUCAGUCGCUCUAACACACUGCCGAAGCAAGCGCUCUCAGCCGCAGAAUGGCGGAUCCAAAAGAAAAGGACAACUGAGAAGAGAGAGAAAAAAAACCUGUUAAAAUGCGAUAUAAGAUCCCCGGAGCGGCGAUGGACCGCGUGAGUCUGCUGUGGCGUUUGCGGCGGCGGGCGAGGCGGGGGGUGCUGUGCAUGGGGCUGUUCUGCGUGGCCAUGGGGCUCCUGUACGCCCUCUGCGCCGAAAACAGCGUCCCCGUCACUGACGCCAUCUUCGGCGUGAGGGCCCGCACCCGCGCCCAGCCCCGCGCCCACUCCAUCAUCAAGGUGGUGCGGGCAGGGGGUGGCGGAGGGGCCAAGCCCAUAUUCGUCAACCCCCAGAACCACCCCGGGAUCGUCCCCGGGGACCCCCACCGCCCCAUCCCGGUGCUGUCCGCCCCCAACGGCACCCUGGAGGGGGGCAGGGUCGAGUCCCGCAGCAGGAAGAGGGAGCCCGGCGGGGGGGCGGGGUUUCUGUCCUGGCUGAUGCCCCGCCCACUCCGGAGCCUGCUGGAGGGGAUCUUUGGGGGCAAGAGGCGGACGAGCGCAGGAGGCGUGGGAAGCGACUCGGACCUUUUCGGACCCCACGGGUCACUGGGAGAGGUGUGGGACGAGCAGAUGUCCAGCAGCAUGCUGGGAAAGAGGCUGAGAAAGGUGGUGCAGAACUACCAGGCUAUGAAUAAGUACGGGGUACCAUUCCACACCAAGGGGGGUGCGGACAGCGGAGGGGGCCCCAAACGCACGGGUCCGGAGCUGCUGUGCCAGCUGAAAGGGAAAGUUGGGGUGACCACCCUCACCCCCGAACUCAAGCCCUUCUCCAGCCUGCCCUGGGCCCCUCUCCUGCCCCCGCGACCCCUGACCUCUGACCUGGGCCCCUUCAGGAGCUGCGCGGUGGUGUCGUCAGCGGGGUCACUGAAGCACUCUGGGCUCGGGAAGGAGAUCGACUCCCAUGAUGCAGUGCUGCGGUUCAACGCUGCUCCCACUGUGGGCUACGAGAAGGAUGUGGGCACCAAGACCACCGUACGCCUCAUUAACUCACAGGUGAUGGCGUCAGAUGAUCACCGCUUCCUGUCCAGCUCCCUGUACAGCGCUGGGAUCCUGGUGGCCUGGGACCCCUCCCCCUACUCCUCUGACCUGAAUGAGUGGUACAACAGGACGGACUACCCCAUAUUCCUGCAGUAUCAGAAGUACCGGCGGCUGCAUCCCCAGCAGCCCUUCUACAUCCUCCACCCGCGCGUGGAGUGGCAGCUCUGGGACACCAUACAGGCCAACAUGGCCGAGGCCAUCCAGAGAAACCCCCCUUCCUCUGGCCUGCUGGGGACAGUGCUGAUGAUGUCAUUGUGUAAGGUGGUGCAUGUGUACGAGUUCCUGCCUUCUCGCCGUAAGACGGAGCUGUGCCACUAUUACCAGCGCUUCUACGACGCGGCCUGCACGCUGGGGGCCUACCACCCCCUGCUCUACGAGAAGAACCUGGUCAAGAGGAUGAACCAGGGGCCUGACCGCGACAUCUUCAGCCACGGCCGAGUCACCCUGCCAGGGUUCAACAGCUUCAACUGCACACACAGGGCAAUGCACUAACAUUCUGGCCCGACUGACCCCAUACUGACCCACGCACUGACACCCCCGAUACUGACCGACCCCAUACUGAACCACGCACUGACACCCCCGAUACUGACCGACCCCAUACUGACCCACGCACUGACACACCCGAUACUGACCGACCCCAUACUGACCCACGCACUGACACACCCGAUACUGACCGACCCCAUACUGACCCACGCACUGACACCCCCGAUACUGACCGACCCCAUACUGACCCACGCACUGACACCCCCAAUACUGACCGACCCCAUACUGACCCACGCACUGACACACCCGAUACUGACCGACCCCAUACUGAACCACGCACUGACACACCAGAUACUGACCUACACUGACUGACCCCAUACUGACCCACACACUGACACACCCGAUACUGACCGACCCCAUACUGAACCACGCACUGACACCCCCAAUACUGACCGACCCCAUACUGACCCACGCACUGACACCCCCAAUACUGACCGACCCCAUACUGACCCACGCACUGACACACCCGAUACUGACCGACCCCAUACUGACCCACGCACUGACACCCCCAAUACUGACCGACCCCAUACUGACCCACGCACUGACACACCCGAUACUGACCGACCCCAUACUGAACCACGCACUGACACACCAGAUACUGACCUACACUGACUGACCCCAUACUGACCCACACACUGACAUACCCGAUACUGACCUACACUGACUGACUCCGUAUUGACCCAAUACUGACCCACAAACUGACACACCCGAGACUGACCUACACUGACUGAUCCCAUAUUGACCCCAUACUGAACCACGCACUGACACACCUGAUACUGACCCAUGCACUGACAUACCCGAUACUGACCCAUGCACUGACACACCCGAUACUGACCGACCCCACACUGAACCACGCACUGACACACCCGAUACUGACCGGCCCUAUACUGAACCACGCACUGACACACCUGAUGCUGACCUUCACUGACUGACUCCAUACCGACCCACACUGACUGACCCCAUACUGACCCACGCACUGACAUACAUCAUACUCACCCACACUGACACACCCGAUACUGACCUACACUGACUGACCCCAUACUGACCCACACCGACUGACCCGAUACUGACCCACACUGUCUGAUCCGAUACUGACCCAGGCACGGACACAACCAAUACUGACCUACACAGUGACACCCGAUGCUGACCCACACACUUACCGACCCGAUACUGACCCACACACUGAGGCAACAGAGACUGACCCACACUCUCAUGGACUGGAACCGACUGAUGUUAGUGACUGACUGACUUAAUUGACUAGCUAACAGACUGACAGACACACCAACUGACUUGAUUGACUAGCUAACAGACUGACAGACACACCGACUGAUUUGAUUGACUAGCUAACAGACUGACAGACACACUGACUGACUUGAUUGACUAGCUAACAGACUGACAGACACACUGACUGCUGACAUGCUUACUAACUGAUGCCACUGUCUCACUGACAGACUGAUUUAACAUCUUUCAUUUUCAUACGCAUAACAUUGAAACACUCUUACUGUACACACACACACACACCCACACACUGUACAUACACACACACACCCACACCCACUCACUGUACAUACACAAAAACACAGUCUUACUGUAUCUAACACACACACACUCACACACUGUACAGUACAUAUGUAAAAACACAUUUUUACUAUAGGACACACAUAUACGCACUUGUUGCACACACACAUGCACACAUUCAUAUAACUCACACUCACUCUUACAACUGACAGAACGACACAUGCACUGCCCUUGUGACACGUGCCAAACAGAUGGACAGACUGCAGUUUCCACUGACAGACAGACAGACAGACUUGUGCAGUUUCCACUGACAGACAGACAGACAGACUUGUGCAGUUUCCACUGACAGACAGACUUGUGCAUUUUCCACUGACAGACAGACAGACAGACUUGUGCAGUUUCCACUGACAGACAGACAGAGAGACUUGUGCAGUUUCCACUGACAGACAGACAGACAGACGUAUGUACAUGCGCACAGAUGCAUUGCCGGUCGCUGAUACUGCUGCGGACUGCUCUAUACUGGGACUGCUCUAUACUGGCCUGCACUGAAGCUGCAGUAUCGCACGGUCCUCAUCUUCACACUGUUGGUGUACAUAUACCAUAUGCAGUCUACACUGUGAUACCGGCUUUAAUCUCAAACUGUCAUGCUGUACAGAAGACAUGGGCCUGGAACCUCCUUUAUGUAGAAUGUCCCUGCAUGCCUACAGUAGCUAAAGCACUGCACGUCUGGAGUUUGGCCUGAAGGCCACCGCUGUUGCACCUGAGUGGAAAGGCAAACUGCUGAAGUUGUUUUUUUUUUGUUUUUUGUUUUUUGUUUUUGUUUUUUGCAAACGACUGAACACAGUGACAUUUUACAGACAUGCAAAUGAGCAUGCCAGAAAGCAACAUGCCCUCGGUAUGAAUGAUUUCUGGCCCAAAAAUAAAAUCACCAACCAGGGGACAGAUAGUGAGAUGAAGGUAGGAGGGUAGGAUCAGAAUGAGGUGAGGUCAGUUUGUGCCAGUGCCUGGGUCAGUGCCAGGGUCAGUGCCUGGGUUAGGGUCAGGGUCAGUGCCUGGGUUAGGUUCAGGGUCAGUGCGAGGGUCAGUGCCUGGGUCUGUGCCAGUGCCAGGACAGCCAGAGGAAGACUGAAGCUGUGGCCCAGGUGUGGCCCAGGUGUGGCCCAGUGCCCCACGCACGCUCUCCACACCGUUUCACCUUGUCCUCUGGGCGGAUGCGAGGGGGAACUGUGCUCUAUUUCCACCUUUCUUCUGAGAAACCAAUGCAACACGAAAUGAACUAUUAUUUUUGUAUCUUUUUCAUUUUUUUUGCAUGUUGAAGAUCCAACUGGAGUGAAGACUGGAACAUACAAUACUGGACAUACGCGCACUAAACUGCCUGCUCAGGCAAGGGAAAAUAUAUAUUUUAUUACGAUAUUUUAAGUUGUACUUUUAUUGGAUGGAUAACUUAUUUUAUCAUGUUCAAAAAAAAUUAACCAAUUUCCUUUGUUUCCAGACGUGUCAAAUUACAUCAGAUUGCAUUUGCUGCAGAAUAUACUGAACCUGUUUAAACUGCCCUUCUUACAGCCCUGAUUGUAGGAGAGCAUAGAGAGAGCUCAGCUGUCAAUCUUGUGAUGUCAUAAUUAUACCCGUCAUGAGUGGAGUAGUUGGCCCUGCCUGGGACAGCUUGCCUAGCUCACACUCCACACUCAGUCACUCAGCUCUUACUUUCCCGUGCAGUGGCAGUGCCCCUAUUGCCAGAUUCCAGCAGGUAAUAGCGACAGCACGGAAAGCCGAGCGCCUGUCUGAUUCCCGGAAGAGUCGCGCUGACUGUGUGAUUCACACAGCCAGGACCAACAAUAGGCAGAUUACAGAUUACACAUAUCUACACUCUGAUAUGCAGCCCUCUCAUGGCAAGACAAUGGGGAAAUGCUGAACUAUCCAGCUGGGUCUCUUUUUUGCUUCAUGACACCUUGUCUGUAUUCAUGAUAACUCCGUUCAUCCCUGUUUGGCCCUGUUCAUCCCUGUUUGGCCCUGCUAAUCUCCAAUUGGCCCUAUUCGGCCCCAUUCAUCUCUGUUUGGCCCUGUUCGACCCUGUUAAUCCCUGUUUGGACCUGUUCAGCCCUUUACAGUCAUGUCCAGGCCUGUAGGGCCCUGUUCAACGCUGUUUGGCACUGUUCAUCCCUGUUUGGCCCUGCUCAGCCCGGUUCGGCCCUGUUCAGCCCUUUACAGUCUUGUUCAGGCCUGUUGGGCCAUGCAGAGGCAGACUCUGCAUGGUUUUGGUCUCCUGCUCUUUAGCUCUUUUAUCCCUGGUGCCCAGGUGUUGACUCACACCUGAGCACACAGGCCUUCCCAGGCUGCCAGUCCCAGGACAUGUAAAUAUUCCCUGCUCCAGACACACACAUAAACAGAGACAACACUGGCCCACUGAGUAAUGAACUACAGCUGCAUGCCUCCUGACAGCCUGCAGUGCUCCUGCUGGCCAUUAGAUGGCAGGCUGCAGCUUGUGCUCAUCCCACACACUGCCUCCAGGUAACCGAAGAGCUCGUUUGCACCCGACUGAUCAGCAGAGGUUAAACUGUACUGCUGAGGGCAGCGGAAGGCUUAUCGUGCCGCUGCUCUCUCCCGCUCCGUCCCGCAGAGUCCGCGUGAUGUCUCCCUGUCGUGUUUUAACUGGUGUGGCAGUGUGAGUACCCCAUGUGCAGCCAGCCCAGCUGCUCCAACACUCCACCCAGCCGCUCUCCCCACUGGCACACUGCACCCCCUGCCCUCACCGGUAACGCUCCCGAACCGCACCACAAUGUUAGCAGGACGUUAGCCCGCUCUGUGCGCCAUGCCUGUGUGUUGCUGUCUGUGUCUUAGGGCCGGAAUGCUAAAAAUACAAAUGCAAAACCUAUUAUAUUUAAAUAAUCAUAUUUGGGGGGGGGGGUGAA